Molecule: messenger RNA, 1861 nt
Organism: Paramacrobiotus metropolitanus
Lineage: Eukaryota; Metazoa; Tardigrada; Eutardigrada; Parachela; Macrobiotidae
Product: 7-methylguanosine phosphate-specific 5'-nucleotidase-like
Exons: 9
Coding region: 439-1596 (385 amino acids)
Cellular component (GO): cytoplasm
Molecular function (GO): magnesium ion binding; 5'-nucleotidase activity
Source: RefSeq, a predicted model, not a curated record
UUUGGCAUAAAAAUUUAUGGAUCCAGAAGCACAUUGCAAAGUGACUUUGUGAAAGCCUUUACUAAAUUAACGAACCACACAAUUUUUAGUAGCAAAUUAUGCACAGGAUGAUAAACAUACUUUAAUUAACCAGUUGUACAUAUACCGGUAAACCGCUUACCCAAUUUUGUUUUACAUUCAAUUUUGUCCACGGGCAUUACAGUACACACCUGAAGCAGCCUUCGGUGAAUGCGAAAUUAGUGGUUACUUUUCGAAUUUACGUAAUUGGUUAAUCUAGUUCCGCAGCUGACUUGAAUAGCUCUGUUGUGCAAGUAACGGAGUUCAGUUGGCGUAUCUUCUGGGAGUGCGUGAUCUCCCAAUUUGAUUGCAGUAAUUUUGCUGCUUUUGCACUUGCAACUAUUUUCGUAAAUUUGAUUUCAUUUGGGCUGUCAGAAACGUAUGGCGAAUCCUGGCGUGGUAAAUCAGUGGACGUGGACGGGAAGCGAGUUACUCUCUGCCUAUGUGCCAACCGUAGCAGUGACAGUGGUUGGUCUGAUUAGUUCGUGGAAGUUUUACAAGUGGUAUAGUCGAGCCACGGAUCGUAAUGCACGUGCCCAUCGUCUGCUGCAGAAAGCCAAAUCAUCUCCGGGAGAACUUCCGCUUGUGCGGCCAAUAACGAUGGGAGGCGAAGAGGCUUUCAGGAACUACAUUCGUUCGUCGAGACUGAAUAAGGAGCUCAAGGACGCCUUAUGUCGGGAUGGCGUAUUCAUAGGCAACCCUGAAUAUGUUGUGAGCCUUCUGGAAAAAAUGAUCGCAGAUGGUGGUGAACGUUUCCAAGUUGUUAGCGACUUUGAUGCAACUCUCACCAGAUACCAUCGCGAAGGGAAGCGCUGCGAUACUUCAUAUGGGAUUCUGGAUACAAACCAGCGUAUGCCCUCGUGGUUUAGGGAAGAGUGCGACAAAUUAAGGAAAAAGUACUACCCUAUUGAACUGGAUCCCCUGUUAUCGGUGGAAGAAAAAGUGCCUCACAUGCGAACCUGGUGGACGAGGGCGCAUGAUCUGCUGAUUAAGGUUAACUUCGAGCUGUCCUGGCUGAGUAAGAUGGUUCAGGAAUCUUCGGUUGAGCUCAGAGAGCGCACGGGUGUUUUAUUUGCAAUUAUCGAUCACUGUGGAAUUCCUUUGUUGAUCUACUCGGCAGGAAUUGGUGAUAUUAUUCGAGAGGUGCUUUCGCAGAAGUGCACGUUCAAGGCUUUCCAGCAGCAACCGCUUAUCGUGGCAAAUUAUAUGCGAUUCAAUAACAGGGGAUUAUUAGAAGGAUUCAGCGAAGAGCUUAUUCACACUUUCAACAAAAAUGAAAUCUUUCCUCACCAUCGAGACUAUUUUACCAAACAUGAAAAACGGAGGAAUGUUAUGCUAAUGGGAGACAUGUUGGGAGAUCUCCGUAUGGCGGAUGGCAUGCGUGCCAAAGAAAACGUUAUCACAAUCGGAUUUUUGAAUUCCAAGGUGCAGGAUUCGUUCCCUCUAUAUCGAGACAGUUUCGAUAUUGUCCUCAUGGACGAUCAGACCAUGGAUAUACCGAUUGCUGUAGUGGAGAGUGUCAUCCGAUCGGCGGGUUAAAUAGCAGCAGCGACAUUGUUCCUGGUUUCUGGUGAAUGGCUGAUCCGGAACAUCCGCCCGGUUUCUUUACCGUUUGUUUCGGUUGAAUUUUGACUUUUUGAUCUGAUUCGGUAGCGUUGUAGUGGCUAUUUUCGGUUCGCUUAUGUGGUUUUCUCCGAUUGUUUUGUUGGUUUUCUGAGUUUCUGUCACUGAAAUUCUUCCUGCAAACUUUCACACAAAUAUUAAUCGAAUUAACUCAUGUGCCCAAGAAAAAAACCUACGGUUC